Molecule: messenger RNA, 974 nt
Organism: Periconia digitata
Lineage: Eukaryota; Fungi; Ascomycota; Dothideomycetes; Pleosporales; Periconiaceae
Source: the annotation of a GenBank genome assembly
UUCGAAGGAAGAUAAUAGAUUCUCAGGCAGUCUUACUUGGCCAUCGCGCCGUUGCCAAUAAAUCUCGUCUCGAACGUAUGCGAAGUCUGACAGGGCGAAGUACGAAUACCCUGUCACCCUCUGAAUCGGCUGGGCGCGGUUCACCAACCAAUUUACGGACCAGUGCACUGUCUCUUCGACUCGCCAUCCGCUAGUUAAAGAGUCCUCUAGUAUCAAUUGCUGUGGCAUGUUUGGCGGGCUGCUGCUUAGAACACCUCCGGAAGUCAGAUACACCAGCUGCUUCUCGUCAAUGAACAGCAAGUCGUUCAAUUGCUCCACCAUCCAUAUCAAGCUAAGAUUCGCUGGCCGAAGGUUCCUAUUCCCACCUCCGACAUCGCUAUGAUGGCCCAGAAACCAGCACUGCCUGAGCGUCUGGCCGGGCACCUUGUGCCAAAGCUUUGGCUUGAAUACACCUCGCCGUUCAUUCAAAGCGAGGGCUUGAAACGCAUAGUCAAUAUUAUCGCAGACAGCCAUAUCAACAUGGCGAAGCUCGGAUCCCCUGCCGAAAUGCGUUGAUCUGACAGAAUCCCAUAGCGCACAAGCUUUGACACGAAUGUUGGAGUGGCAAAUCUUGCCCUUUUCUCUCAGCUUAUCUUGGAGGGCUUCCAUCAUCUUAUCGCGUUGAUCAACGGUGUACGUGUUCCAUAGUCGAUCAGCUUGUGCUUUCCACUUAUUCCGGAUCUCUUCAAGCGUUUUUCGGUCGAGCGAAUCCUUGUCCAGGAGUCCAAUGUCUUUGAGUAAGAGUAUUAAGACUCGAGCGGUGAAGGCUCCCCGAGAGAACCCGGUCAAGAAUAUCUCAUCGUUUGGUGACUGCCAGUUCUUGCACAACCAUUUGUAUCCUUUCAUCGCCUUCUCCAGAAUAUCUAGCCAGGUUUGAUGAGCCAUGCAGAUCCUCGGAAUAUAGAAAUAACUUACUCGCGCCUAAUGCUCCUUCU